CUCCUCCUCCCCCGCCCCCCUCGACAACUCUGGCCCAAAGGGCCUCGGGCGACCCUCCGAGCCGCCGCCGCCCUACACGGGAGCGCCGCGGGCGCCCCCCCCGCGCAUGCGAGGGCGAGCAGCGGAGCGGCAGCAGCGAUGCCCCCGAUCAGGAGGUCCGCCUCCGCGCCGGGCGUCCCCGCGGACCAGGGCGGCCCGCCGGAGCCCGCGCUGCUGCGGCGGAGCUCGAUCCCCCCGCAGCGCGGGGACCUGAGGCUUGACGACUUCGAGGUGGUCGGGAAGCCCUUGGGCUGCGGGUCCUUCGGCUCAGUGAACAAGGUCGUCCGGAAGGACACCGGAGAGGUCUUCGCGAUGAAGGUCAUGUCUAAGUCGCAGAUCCUCGAGUUCAGCCUGGGCGAGAACAUCGAGCGGGAGAUCAGCACGCAGCAGAAGGCUCGUCACCCGAACAUCUUGCGGCUGCACGAGUAUUUCGAGGACCAGGAGGGCGUCCACCUCCUCCUGGAGUAUGCGCCGCAUGGGUCGCUCCUCGACCUGCUCAAGGACCGCCGGAAGUCGGCCGCAGCGUCCGACAACGCGCAGCAAGGCCUCCCCGAGGUCCAAUCCGCGGGCAUGUUCCGCGACGUGGCGGAGGCUCUCCACUUCCUCCACUGCAACUGCGUUGUGCACAGGGACCUGAAGCCAGAGAACAUACUCAUCUGCGAAGGGGGCGUGGCGAAGCUGGCGGAUUUCGGCUGGUGCAACCAGCUCGCGAAGGGCGCUGGCCGCAGCACCUUCUGCGGCACAUGGGAGUACCUCUCGCCGGAGAUGAUCGCCAACGAGCCGUACGACUUCAAGGUGGACGUGUGGGCCGCCGGCGUGCUCCUCUUCGAGAUGCUCGUCGGGCGCUCGCCCUUCGCCGCGAGCAACUACGUGCAGGCGCUCUCCAAGAUCUCGAAGGUGGCCUACGAGUUCCCGGGCCACGUCUCGGCGCCCGCCCGGGACCUGGUGGGCCGCCUGCUCGUGAAGGAGCCUCGCCGCCGCCUCGGCCUCGGCAAGGCGGUGGAGCACCCGUGGGUGCGAGAGCACACCUCCCUCGAGCGGGCCGAGCCCGCCCAGGAGAGCGUCGACCAGCGGAGCCCUCAGGCUGCGGGCGACGGGCCGCCCGAGCCCUGCCGCGGCGCGCGCGAGAGGGCGCCACAGGCGCAGGGCGACGUGCACGCGGUGCUGCUGCGCGCCGUCAGGGCGCGGAGCAGGACGCUCCUGGAGAGCGCCCUGCAGAAGGCCCUGGCGGCGGGCCUGCAGGCGCACGAGCUGGCCGAGGCCCGCCGCGCGCUCGAGGAGGUGAGGCGGAGGUCCGAGGCUCGGCGGCGCCUCAUGUCCGCCACGCACAGGCGCUCGCGGGCUGAGCUCCGCAUGGCGCUGGCCGAGGUGGAGAAGCUGGACCCUUCAGAGGACUGCGAGCUGGUCGAGCACGCGAGGGCGGUGCUGGCCAGCCUCUCGGACGAUGUGGAGUCCGACCAUGCCACGCUCGACACCGCGCCUCCCUCGACGACCUCUGGCCACCGCUCCCUCGAGGCCACGGUCGACGUCGCCUCUCCCCCGAUGACCUCUGGCCACCGUUCCCUCGAGGCCACGCUCGACAUCGCCUCUCCUCGCUCGCCCGAGCCCACGACGCCCGCCGCCGCCGCCGCCGCGCCCGACAUCCAGGCGAUCUACGAGGCCACCGCGCGCACCAUCCAGGCGGUGUACGAGGCCAGGGCCUCGCGAGCCGCACCCGCCGCAGACGCCCUGGCGGGCCUGCCGCAGCCUCCCCCUGCCGAGCACCCCAGCGGGGUCACGACGGCUGCCGGCCCCUGCAGGGACCGCCAGGAGGCACUGCGCCCGCCCUCGCCUCUGGGCUCGGGCUCCUUCCUCUGGGACUCGCCGAGCAGCCCUGCGCCCGCGCGGCCGCCCGCGCCCGGCGUCGUGCAGCUGGCGUCGGGGGGGAGCUGCGUCUCGGGCGCCUCGGAGCUGUCGGAGAGCACCUGCUCGGGCACCUGGUCGGGCUCGAGCUGCGACAGCCCGGCCCGGACCCUGAGCCUGGGCCUGGCCAGCCCGGUGGGCUGCGGCAUCCGCGAGCGCCUGGCGCGGCGGAAGCGGCAGCUGUCCCUCUCCGGCACGGCGGACGGCGCGUGCAUGGACGACGCGCUCGGGAGGGACGGCCUCUCCGCGACCUGCCCGCCGAAGCUGCUGCCGCAGCUCCCCGAGCAGCACGGCGCCCGCGCCGAGCCGCCCGCGGGCUGCCCGAGCCGGCCUCCUGGCGCGGCCGGGCUCCCGACCGAGCCCAUCGUCGCAGCUCCGCGUGCAGCAGGCGCGGCCACCGCCGAGCAGCGCGGCGGGACAACGACGACGGCCAGCGAGGAGCCACGAGCGCCUUCGCCGCCCCGGGCCACCCUCGCCACGGGAGGCGCCGAGCUGCCAAGGCAUAGGGAGAAGGACGUGGACCUCGAGGACCUGCAAGUCGCCAUCCCAUGUACUCUACUGGAGAGGUUCAUCUGACCCGCACGAUUAGAUCUGUCCCACCUCCCGCCACUGGUCAUGUCCAAUUCCCCUGACCAAACAUGGGGGGCAGCAUGAGCCUGCAGGGCGGGCGUGACCGCCGGCCCCGGGCCGGCUUGCUGCCCGGCCGGCGGCCGUCCGUCGGAGAGGCGGCCGCGCACGGCGCGGCUGCGGUCCCUGCUGGCGCACGGGCCCGCCCAGAAGCGGCGCGUGUGGCCGUCGUGCGGGGGCGGCAGCGAGGGGCUCGGCAUCGCUCGGACGUGUGCAUUCUUUCUCG
Molecule: messenger RNA, 2794 nt
Organism: Prorocentrum cordatum
Lineage: Eukaryota; Dinophyceae; Prorocentrales; Prorocentraceae
Source: the annotation of a GenBank genome assembly